CAGAAGUGGACAAAAUAAUUGUCUUAAAAGAGGGAUCCGUUUGUGAUUUCGGAUCAUUUGAUGAACUGAUGGCCAAAAGUGGAGAAUUCGCUGAAUUUGUUGCCGAAUAUGUCGUUAAACAGGAAUCCGAAGACAUCGAUGAGAAAGAGAUGCAAAUUCUGGCAAAACUGAGACAAACAGAAUCCGAAGACAUCGAUGAGAAAGAGAUGCAAAUUCUGGCAAAACUGAAACAAACUGUGAAACCAUUGAUAGAAAAGCAAUUGUCCGUCAGAUCUACUAAUAGUGAGGACAGUUCUGUAUACACAAAGUGUUUCUCAAGAAGUGUAUCGACGAGUGAUACAAAUACAGACCACAAACCCAUAGAUAAAACUCAAGAAUUGUCUGAUGAAAGUAAAGGCAAACUCAUAGACAAAGAAGUGUCGGCCAAAGGAGGCAUCAAAAUGAGUGUCUAUAAGAAAUACUUCGGACUCAUCGGUGCCAUCAGUUUAACCGCCAUUUUUGUGGCGUUCAUUGGUGUAACGAUCGCGAACGCGGCGUCGGGUCUAUGGCUGAGCGAGUGGUCAAACGACGCGCUCGACCCACAACUGGCCAACAAUACUGCUCUACGAGAUCAGCGGCUAUGGGUCUACGCGGCCAUCGGUGGGGCCGAAGUGAUUGCUCUCAUUAUCGCACAGUUAUGGCUACGGCUGCGGUGCGUACGGGCGGGUCAAGUGCUACACAACCAGAUGAUGGCACGUGUGGUUCGGGCGCCCAUGUCUUACUUCGACACGACACCAAUCGGACGAUUACUGAACCGAUUCUCUAAUGAGAUGGAUAUCAUUGACGGCCAGAUUGUCUAUGUGUUGACCGGAGCUUUCCGCAACUUCUUUGUGGUAAUCCUUUCGUUGGUAAUGAUAUCAUUGGAGACACCAUUAGUACUGCUGGCCAUCGGACCCAUUAUUAUAGUGUAUAUUAUGUGUCAACGAGUGUUCAUCUCGAGCUCCCGACAGAUCAAGCGUUUUGAAUCCGAGACCCGAUCACCGAUUAUAAGUCAUUUGAGUGAGACUUUCAACGGAACGGCAAGUAUUAGGGCGUUCGGCGCCGACCACUGGUUUGUCCGCCAGUCAUACCGACGGAUAGACGCUAACAAUCAAUGUUAUUAUUUAAGUUCUUGUGGCGAACAGUGGCUACAGAUUAGGCUCAAGUUCUUGGGCUCAUUGAUAGUGUUUGUGGCGGUCAUUGCAGCUAUAAAUUUCAGGGAUCAGUUGUCGCCCGGUUUGGCCGCACUCGCCAUCAAUUACUCGUUGAAUAUAACAUUAGUUUUAAGUUCAUUUAUAACUAGUAUUAAUUAUACCGAGACUUUCAUGAUAUCAAUUGAGAAAUGCUUGGAAUUAACACAAACUCCU
Messenger RNA from Medioppia subpectinata, 1385 nucleotides. NCBI's taxonomy places the organism in Eukaryota, Metazoa, Arthropoda, Arachnida, Sarcoptiformes, Oppiidae. The record is from the annotation of a GenBank genome assembly.